GAUUUUUUUCUUUUUUUAGAAUCAGGACCAUUUGUUUGGCUUUACCAGUCAAUUAACAUAAGGAAAAAGAUUUUUAGAAGUCUCAAAUUGAGCAUCUUACGUUACAUGAAAGUUUACUUUAACUUAGACCUAAAACUUCAAUAUCGCAAGCAAAGUGAAAAGUCUUUUCCUCACCUGGUAAUAAUGCUACUUAAACUGUGAUCCCUCACAGUUCUCUAAAUCUAAACAAGUACGUGCAAUGCAUCAACUCUAUUUGAAAUAUCACAGCUUUAAUCUGAUGCAGACUUGUUUACAAUUAUUAACUUAAGAUGGGCUUCACAGUUUAUAAUUUUUAAUUUGCAAGCCGUCAACGUUUUGCUUUAACUAUAAUCCACCCCUUCUUCUUAACUUCCCCUGCCUGUAAGCCUGACAACAUUAUUAGUGAAUUACCUGAAAACUUCAUCUGGGAGAGAUUGCCAUUCAUAUGUUCCCUGUGCAAAUAAAAUCAGUGAGAUCUAGAACAGCUCACAAUGUCCAACAGGAGAGAAUCACCCAGUAUUGCAUGUAAGAAACAGGGCUAGGACCUCACUAUUCAAGUUGAAAUCUUAAGCACAAACAUUCAUCAGGACUUAAGCUUCUUUGCAUGUUCCAUUGCACUGCUGAUGAUUUUGACGAAUUUUUUUUUUUAUGGUUGGUUCUCUGCAUUUUAUUUUUGAGAUAAAUACCACUGACUUUAUUGGAAAUUGGAAAGCAAAUUGCAAAUCAGCUUAAGCCUUAAUUUGUCAUAGCAAAGUUAAGGUUUGCUGAAAUGCCAGUGGAGAAGUUUUAAGAACAAUUCUUAGCUUUGAGUUCAGUAACAGCAAAAAUAAAAAACGUACUUAGGGUCCAAGGACAAAAGUGCUCCAUGAUUUGUGUUAAAAAAUUCCUUAAUUAUAGCAGUCUGAAAAUACUAAGGGUACCUGUAGCUAUAGUGUAUUUUAUAUAUUUAUAUAUAAAAUGCACAAUAGAGUUUUUUUUAAUACUGCCUCUGCAAAGUUCCAUUAAUGCUUUUGCUGUGGUCAUUUUAUUUAACGCAUGGAAGCAUCAUCCCUUCUAGGAAGGCUGAAAGACCAUUCUAGAUAACUUGACCUUCGUUCAAUUCUUUGUAACAAGGCCCUAAAAUUUUGGCCUUUAACCCACAUCCUUCAUGUCAGAUUCUAAAACAUGAAAUACUCCCAUACUGCCACUAAAAACAUAACAUACAAUUAUAUUUUUUUUCCUUCCUAUACUUGGUUCACCAAGUAUUCCUUUUAGGACAAUAGUGGUGAGCUUGCUGUCACACCAAGUACUGCUCCAGAAUUUAUAUGACAUCUUACUGGAAGAAUUUGUUAAAGGCCCUUCUAACUUAGAGGAGAAAAUGACAAUACAAGUACCAGAAAACAAGUUGGCUGGUUUCCUCAGGUACAUCUCCAUGCAGAACUUAGCUGUCAUCUUUGACUUACUGCUGGACUCCUAUAGAACAGCCAGAGAGUUUGACACCAGGCCUGGGUUGAAGUGCUUGCUAAAAAAAGUGUCUGGCAUUAGUGGAGCUGCCAACCUGUAUCGCCAGUCAGCAAUGAGCUUCAAUAUUUACUUCCAUGCUUUGAUCUGUGCUAUCCUGACAAACCAGGAGAACAUCACUGCAGAGCAAGUGAAGAAGAUCCUCUUUGAGGACGAUGAGAGAAGCACUGACUCAUCACAACAGUGCUCUUCAGAAGAUGAAGACAUUUUUGAAGAAACUGCCCAGGUCAGUCCUCCUCGGGGAAAAGAGAAGAGACAGUGGAGGGCUCGAAUACCAUCUCUGAGUGUACAGCCUGUCAGCAAUGCAGACUGGGGAUGGCUGAUCAAGCGGCUUCAUAAGCUCUGCAUGGAACUGUGCAACAACUAUAUCCAGAUGCACCUAGACCUGGAGAAUAACACAGAGGAGCCUCCAGUGUUCAAAGGCGACCCGUUCUUCAUUUUACCAUCUUUUCAUUCAGAAACCUCCACCCCAUCAACUGGAGGGCAGUCUGGGAAGGACACUCCAUCAGAAGAUGACCGGAGUCAAAUAAGGGACCAACUGGGAGACAGCCUAACACCACGAAGUGGAGAAAUGCUGCUAUUACCCCCACUCUCAAGUCCUAAACCAGAGAAAAAAGAACAAAACAGGAAAAAAGAAUGGUGGGAGAGUGCUGGCAACAAGAUCUACACCAUAGCCACUGACAAAACCAUCUCUAAGUUCAUGACGGAAUACAAAAAAAGAAAGCAGCAGCAGCAGGCCAUGACAUCCUUCACCAAAGAGGUCAAAGUGGAUAAGAAAGGGGAGCUCCUGGGCUCCAGAGGGCAGGACUCACCCAUACUCCAGAGGCCACAACAUCUUAUAGACCAAGGUCAAAUGAGGCAUUCAUUCAGUGCUGGCCCAGAGAUUCUAAGACAAGAGAAGAGACCACGCUCAGGAUCCACAGUCAGCUCCCUGAAUAUAUCUGUUAGGGACGCAGAGGCCCAGAUACAGGCAUGGACAAACAUGGUGCUGACAGUUCUCAACCAGAUUCAGGCCCUACCAGACCAAACUUUCACAGCCCUCCAGCCAGCAGUGUUCCCAUGUAUCAGCCAGCUGACUUGCCAUGUGACUGAUAUCCGUGUUCGUCAGGCAGUACGGGAAUGGCUAGGAAGAGUGGGCCGUGUGUAUGAUAUCAUCAUUUAAACUAGCUGUGCUCUGUUGCAAAGGGGAGAAGACAGCCAGGAUAUACAGCAAAGAGGUAUUCGGGGUUCAUUAACCGCCUAUUUGUUGGUGAUAAAUUAAGAAACAACGAGCUUGUUGAUAUAUUUCCCCUAUCCACUUGAGACUGUGUGUUCCUCACUCAUACUACCAGAGGAGGUGAAGCAUGAAUGUGUCCAGGGGGUAUGGAAUGACCCCGGAAUCUGCCAGUAAAUCAGGCUGGUACCUAAAGUCAAAAUACAUUUCAGUAACCUUCAUUUAAAUUCAAAUUUACAACAGUGGGAGCCACAUCAAACUCUAGGUAAACAUCCAUACUUGUAAUUAUCUAUGAAUGAAACCAUCAAACCAGGCAAGCAAGGCCUGUAUAACAAAUCAUAAAUAAAAAUGUGGCACUUGUUCAGAGUAACUUUUUCCAUUCAGAAAUUGGCAUGAGAGAGGAAAGCCAAAUAAAGAUUACUACAAUACUAUAUGCCUUGCUAACUGAAGAAAGUUGAAAUUUAUUUUGCUCUGAGAAGAGCCUUUGAAAUCUGGUGAUAUUCAGAGUAGCUAGUGAGUGAUUAUUAAAGUAUUCCAGGUCUUAAACUGGUGAACCAAGCACAGGCUAUUCAUCCUUUCAUAACCCUUGUGAAGUAAUGCUUGAGGAAAAAAGGCACUGUCAACCUGCCCUCUUCUACACAUCACCCUGGCUACUUCAGCUAUGACCACAGAUGAUCAUUUUUCCACAUAUAUAAUUUCACCAAAAUGCUACAGGGAAGUUUGUUUUGCUGUUUUCUCUGAAGCCAGAGGGGAAAAUACACCACAGAGCAAAGCUACAGCCAGUCUACAUGCCAGUAUCCAGCACUCACAACAGAACAAAGUGUUCCUCCAGUUCAAGCAACACUGCAGCUAAGCUGACUUUAGCAUCUAUUCUAACUACUGCAGUCAGGACCCUUACACUAAACUUAGCCUAUCACUCUACAUUGAAGUUAAUCAAGAUGGAAAAUAGUCUGAAAAGAAUGUAACUAACUUUUCUCUUUCUCUCUCCUUUCUCAUCUGCUGCAGUAAACAGGGAGGGAACAGAGUCAUAUGUAGGUACAUUCUCCCUCUGUGCAGCGCUUCUAUAAGGACUACUACUAUCUGCCAAUAUUAUUAGCAGGGGGAGAGGUGGAAGGAUUGACUACUGUAUUGUCAAAUAUUCACAGUGGACACAGCAAAGGGUUACUUUUGCUUCACAAAUUAUGUCACAGCCCCUGGGACUUGUACUCGUAUGCUACAUCAUUUGUUGAUUAGAUGUUUAAAUAAUUCAUCAGAACUGAUUUACUCUUGGGUGAUCCCUUAAUGAUGUUCUUCCAAGACUUUUAAAACGUUCAUACCAAGUAAAUAUACAUCUUUGGUAUCUGCAUCCUCAAAAAAUGUCAUCUUUUUACAUCAGUUCUGGACUUUGCUCAACUAACCGUUUUUAGCAUCUUGAACCUAAAAAAAUAGAGGGUCAGUAAAAAAAAA
This is a messenger RNA of Meleagris gallopavo (turkey), 4177 nucleotides long. NCBI's taxonomy places the organism in Eukaryota, Metazoa, Chordata, Aves, Galliformes, Phasianidae. The record is from RefSeq and is a predicted model, not a curated record.